AGACCUGGGUGGGGCUGUGGUGCUUCUGCCGCCUGACGGAGCGAGGUCCUCAGGGAGGUGCAGGUGCUUUGGGACCAAACUAUGGACUAUCAGCAGAAACUGGCAGAGAAGUUGACCCUCCUGAAUGAGAGGGGCAGCGGCGUCCUCAUACGAAUGAACUACAUCAAGAAGACAUGUGCCAACCCCAAACUACGGCCGUCCAUUCUCACGGACAAAGUCAUGGAGUCCGCCAUCAAACACAUUAACAAGAAAUUUCCAAACAUUGAUUUCAGAGGAAGCGUUCAAAGUCUGACCUCAAUCCAGCGACAAAAGGCCGAAGUGCUCUCCGCCACGUCCAUCUUCUAUGACUCCUUCCUCGACGUCAUAGAGUUCAGGGACCAUGUUUAUGAGCUGCUCAACACAAUCGACGCCUGUCAGUGCUUCUUUGAUAUUGCCAUCAACUUUGACUUCACUAAAAACUACUUGGACCUGAUCAUCACUUACACGUCUGUCAUCAUUACACUGUCUCGCAUCGAUGACAAGAAAGCUCUCGUGGGAAUGUUCAACUGCGCCCAUGAGAUGAUCAACGGCAGCAGUGACCCGUCCUACCCACGACUUGGACAGAUGUUUGUUGAAUAUGAACAUCCUUGGAAGAAGCUCACUGAAGAGUUUGGGCCUCACACAAGAUCAGUAACAACGGCCCUGCUGUCUCUGGGGCUGCUGUAUCCUCGCAGAAACCUGCCGGCGGAGCAGUGGCGCAGCGCCCAGCUCCUCAGCCUCCUCAGUGCCCCCGCCGCCAUGUUGGAUUCAGCCUGUUGUGCCACGAUGGCGUGUGAAUAUCUAUCUGUGGAAGUUAUGGAGCGGUGGAUUAUUAUUGGUUUCCUGUUGUGCCACAGCAGCCUGAACACUCAUCCACCUGCUCUGGAGCUGUGGAAGAUGGCCUUACGCAGCGGCCUCUACUUGACCCUGACCAGAGACGAAGUGUUCAACAUCCAUAAAGUCUCUGAGGACCUCUUUGACAACAUAAAAGGGUAUAGUAAGCGCGUUGCAGACAUUAAGGAGAGCCGUGAACAUGUCCUUCUAAACUGUGGAGCGAUGCACAGAGAGAAGAGACACUUUCUGCGAGGAGCGUUGAAGGAGUUAUAUAAUGUCCUGGAAGAUGAACCUGGACUACUGGGACCCAAGGCUCUGUUCGUCUGCAUGGCUCUGUCAUUCUCCAGAGAUGAGGUUCAAUGGCUCGUCAGACAUUCAGAAAACAUGCCAAAGAUUAAGACUCCUGAGGACUAUGUUGACAAUCAAAUGGCCGAGCUGCUUUUUUACAUGGAGAAACUGCGAGAACUGAUGACAAAGUACAGACAUGUGGUUCAGCGUUUCCAUGUUCAGUAUUUGGCUCAGUUUGAUGCCCUUGUUCUUAAUGAUACGAUCCAGAACAUGUACGUGUGUCCUGAAGAGGAGUCGAUUCUAAUGACGGACUUUGUGUCAAAUCUGUCAGCUCUCACCGUCAAACAAGUCGACAACAAGGAAGAGUUUGAUUUUCAAGCACUGAGACUGGACUGGUUGAGAUUACAGGCAUACUGCAGUGUCAGUAAAGCUCCACUUCCCAUCAAAGAGUAUCCAGACCUGGCAAGAGUCAUGAAUGUAAUCCAGUUUCAUACGAAGAUGGUUGACAACAUUGAAGAACUGAUAUACGAGACCUCGGAGUUGUCCAUACUUUGUUUCUACCCUCGUGUCUUUGAGAAGAUGUUCAGUCAGAGCUGUGAUGACAUGAAGCGUUUCCUGAUGUCGUUUCCCUCUGUCUGCUCUCACUUCAGCCACUGUGGACACCCGCUCUGUCCAGAAGAGACGGAGGCCGUGGAGAAGAGGAGUCUGCAGCUGUGUGUGACUUUCCUGGAGCAGAUAGCCAAACAGACCAGCAGUGUCAUCUUAGAGAUUUCUGCAGAGCAGUGUAUGCUCCAGGACCAGUUGCUGCCUAAGCACUGCGCAGAGACUGUCAGCGCCGCUCGAUACAGAAAACAAAAGAAGCAAGUGCCAAAGAAAGGAGAAGUGCAAAAGGAGAAACCCGGGGCAGAAAGCCUCAGGAAAGACCGCACAGUGGCCACCAAUGUGGACAAGAUGCACCUGACGCUGACAGAGCUGUGCUCGACCUACAGCCUCUGCUCAGAGCUUAUCGUUUUCCAGCACAUUGUGGUUCCCACUGAGUUUCUGCUUUCUCAUCUGGAGACGCGCUUCGCUGAGAUCAUCGUGAGAAUGGCCAAUUACAACCAGGCCACCCAGGAGAUAGCCCAUCCGUCUGACCUGCUGGCCGGCAUAAAGGCCUACACCGCCGCCCUGCACACCCUGGGCAGCUACGUCAACGUGGAUGUCACUCGCAUGGUUAAGAGCGUUUUACUGCAGCAAACGCAGCCUCUGGACUCCCGCGGUGCACAGACCAUCACAACCUUAUAUACAAACUGGUACCUGGAGAGUCUACUGCGUCAGGCGAGCAACUCCUUCAUCGUCCACUGUCCCACAAUGCACUGCUUCGUGAACCAGACCACGGACAAUGAGCCCAGUUUUAAGGCAGAGGAGUUUUCAGACAUAUCAGAGCUGAGAGCGCUGGCCGAGCUCAUCGGUCCAUAUGGUCUGAAGUUUCUAAGUGAGAACCUGAUGUGGCACAUCACGUCUCAAGUCAGUGAGAUCAAGAAACUGAUCAUUGAAAAUAUGGACGUCCUGGUACAGAUGAGGAACAACUCUGACAAGCCUGAAGUGAUGGCCAGCCUCAAGAGGAGACUGACGGGUGGAGAGAACAUGCUGAAGAGGAUGACAAUCAUCGGCGUGAUCUUGUCGUUCAGAUCGAUGGCGAAGGAUUGUCUCAAAGAUACUCUGGAGAAGCACUGUCCUUACCUGAUGGGGCCCGUCAGGUACCUGAGAGACUUCAUUGCCCCUGAAGCUGACAUUAAGGUGACGCUCGGUGUGUAUGAACUGGCCUCAGCUGCAGGAUUGUCGUGUGAUAUUGAUCCAGCUCUUGUGGCAGCCAUUAGCAGCAUGCAGACAGACAACACGUCCACUGAUGAGGAGUAUAAGCUGUCCUGUUUACUGCUCGUCUACGUCGCCGUGUCUCUGCCUUUAUUGGCCCUGGACCCAAACUCCUGCUACACUCGGGAACAUGGAGGCCACAACAACAACAUCCACUGUUUAGCGACGACCAUCAACCAACUGUCCGCCGCCAUGUUUACCGUCCAGGGCAAGAACAUCGAGCAGCACCUCAAAGACUUCCUCCUGCUGGCGUCAUCCACUCUUCUUCAACUCGGACAGAACGUGGAGCGGAUGGAGAGCAAGAACCGAGAGUCCAUUUACUUACUUUUACAUUUGAUCGUGGAAGAGUCUCCGUUCUUGAGUCAGGACAUGUUGGAGAGCUGCUUUCCUUACGUGCUUCUGCGAAAUGCUUACAGAGAAGUGUACAAGUCGUUUAUCAUCACGGUGGGAUGAUCUGCUCUGAGGACUGACUAAACGCUGGUGAUGUGCAGCGUUUGAUUAACCAAAGGGCGGACGUGAGGACACUGCUCUGAACGUCUCCAGGAAAUGGACCAGCAAAUGGAUCUGACCUGGAUUUUAUUUUAAAUUAUUAUUAUUCAGUGCAAAUAUUUGAUUUAAUGUUUCUAUUUUUUUGUAAAAAUCCCUUUUAUCCCUCUUGUGUCAUUGCAUUUUGUCUCCAUAUAUAUUAUAAUCAGCUUAAGUGUCUUUAAACAGAUCUUGUUGUUGUAAUCUUUCCUGUGCAUAUGUCGAUUCAUAGACAAAAGUCAAAUAUCUACAGUCUGUUCUUUGCACUUUGACUUACUGUUUGUGCCGCUAACAUCUGUUACAUCGACAAAUAUUUACAAGAUUUUGAAUAAAUCAGCCACACAGUGCAGAAUCAAAUACAGUUUGAAG
Molecule: messenger RNA, 3888 nt
Organism: Periophthalmus magnuspinnatus
Lineage: Eukaryota; Metazoa; Chordata; Actinopteri; Gobiiformes; Gobiidae
Gene: nckap1l
Product: NCK associated protein 1 like
Exons: 31
Coding region: 82-3447 (1121 amino acids)
Biological process (GO): neuron projection morphogenesis; cell morphogenesis; cortical actin cytoskeleton organization
Cellular component (GO): SCAR complex
Source: RefSeq, a predicted model, not a curated record